This is a messenger RNA of Oreochromis niloticus (Nile tilapia), 2063 nucleotides long. RefSeq names its product retbindin (gene rtbdn). The record is from RefSeq and is marked provisional. NCBI's taxonomy places the organism in Eukaryota, Metazoa, Chordata, Actinopteri, Cichliformes, Cichlidae. Gene Ontology annotation, cellular component: external side of plasma membrane. Gene Ontology annotation, molecular function: riboflavin transmembrane transporter activity; riboflavin binding; signaling receptor activity.
GUGGGCCCCCGGGCGGCAGAGAUCAGAGCCAGCACACAGACGCAGAGACCGACAAGAGGAGACCGAAGCACCGAGCAGCGCGCACAGCGGUGACAGGAACCACAGCAACACAACGAGGAGACCCGCAAACAGAGGAAACUAAUCCAGACGGAGCCGCAUUUAUUCCCGCCUACAGAGAUGGACCUCACCUCAUCCCCUUCGCUAUUAAUUUGCGUGGUUUUGGCGGCCGCCCUGAUUGGCGGGACCCGUUCGGAGGGGGUGUGUCUUCAAGAUGGUAAACACAAGGCCACGCCCAGCCCGGAGCCACACCUGACGGAGUGCUCCCUGUAUGCAGACAAUAGCUGCUGCACAGAAGAACAAAUCCAGGACAUGUCUCAUGUUCCUUCUGUCAAUAAUCAGAAUGAACCCUGGGACAAGUGUGGGUCACUCAGCCCAGAGUGUGAAGGCUUCCUGAAGCGCGUGUCGUGUUUUUACCGCUGCUCCCCCGACGCUGCUCGCUGGCCUCAUCCUCAGCGCCGCUCGUACAUCCAGGCUGUUCCUCUCUGCCACAGCUUCUGCCGUGAUUGGUUUGAUGCCUGCAGGAUGGAUUUGACUUGCGCCCGUAACUGGGCCAGAGACCCCAGGGGACAGAACUGCACUGGAAACUGUGUUCAGUAUCAGCAGAUGUACCAGCACGGCAGAGAUCUCUGCGAAAGCCUGUGGGGUGACGCCUUCAUGACGGUCGAGGAUGAGCCGGAGGAGGUUGGAGAGGCCGGAGAAAUCGGAGUGGAUGUCGACGGCGUUCGUCCCUGCGGCUGCCUGACUCUCAGCCCCUCGGACAAGGACGUGAUCGCCGCUCUCAGAGCCCAGCAGGACGACCCGGAGGAGCUGGAUACCACCAAGACCGGCUUGCCUCAGUACCGGGCCCCUUGCCAGGCCAAGCUGCCCGUGCAGCCCAGGAUGGGAAACUCCGUGCUGCGUAAGCGCUCGGUGGAGGUGGAAGACGUGGAGGGGAGUGGCAGCGGUUUGUAGAUGGUGAUACAUGUAUUCUUAGAGAUAAUCCUCUAGAUCAUCAUAUACAAAAAUCAAUCCCUUGAAAGGGAGUUGUAUCCUUUCUCCUCUAACUAAAUCUAAACCAUACAAAUUUAAGCUCUCAUUACUAUCUUCAAAUCGCAGGCAUAACUUCUUUGAUUUACAAAAAUGAUCUGAUUAUCUGAUUUAAGUGACAAGCUUAUGAACACCCGAUCGAUUCUUUGAACAGCCAGGAUUAAAGGAAACACCAAGAAAAAAUUUGCGAAUGAAUUUAAGAAGAAUUCUCGAAGCUGAAAUCCUCAAUAUUUUUGAAAGGGCUCAAUAACAAAUACACUUAAGACAUCCCAUGAUGGCUGCAAAAUGUUUUUAUUGCCAGCUAACAAGAGCAUCUUUAGUGGGAAUUUGCUUUUAUGGCUCAGUGUAACACUUGGUCACGUGGUAAAAGUCCUGCAGUAUUAGCACUUCUGCAUGAGUCAAACAUGUUAAACCCAAAGUACUACUUUUCAUGACAAUGUUGAAAACAAUAUAUCACCAUCCCGCUACUUAUCUCAACUGUCUGCUAGCUGGCUUUGAUCUGUGCUUUAGUCACUUGUUAAAUGCAUUAAUUAGUCCUGUGAGUCCAUAAUGUGCAGUCUGCUUGUCACGGAGUUUAUGAUAGUGGAGAACGUCAAAAGUUUUAAUCAUAAUUUUGAAUGUAUCUUAGAUUUUUCUAACACAGUUAACUGACCUGAAAGCAAGUGUUCUGGUUUGAGAACAACAGCGCCUAAUACCUGAGGGGAAGGUUUAGUAUUCAGAAACAACAUCGGAGUAAAUCAGCAGGGGCAGCAUCCGUACCAGAUAAGGUUGCUCCGGUAGUUCGGUCAUGUAUCACCGAUGUACUGUGGGUGUUUUAUAAGUAGGCCAUGUGUUUCUACAGUUGGGAACUGUUAGAUGUAAAUGUUUUAUAAGAAAACAAAAAGGGAGAACUAAUUUGUUUGAUUUACCAUAAGCUUGCUGAAAUGGGUGUUUCUGUGCUUUUCUUUUCAUUCUCAGUAAAAACAUUUCUAAACAUU